This is a messenger RNA of Malaya genurostris, 629 nucleotides long. RefSeq lists its product as uncharacterized. The record is from RefSeq and is a predicted model, not a curated record. NCBI's taxonomy places the organism in Eukaryota, Metazoa, Arthropoda, Insecta, Diptera, Culicidae. Bases 70 to 543 code for a protein of 157 amino acids. The transcript has 2 exons.
ACCGUUUCUCUAGAUUCGAUUAGCAAUUCUUUCAGUCAGUUAGAAAAAGUUUUCGUUAGACUUUUGAAAAUGAUCAAAUUCAUUUCUUUGGCAAUUGCCGUACUGGCUCUAACCAACGCAGUUCUAGCCACCGACCCGGAACCGAACGGAAUGGAGGCCAAAAUUCAGAUUGUGGAGAACAUCUCCGACUUUAAAGCAGCCCAUCCGGAACUGGAACUCCUACCGAUGGAAUCCGUUAGAAGUCCACGGCAGCAGAUUCUCUACACCGUCGGAUCUAGGGUUGCAGGAGAUCAAUUGGUUGCCUCGGUCCAAGAUGGAUGGUCCUGGGCUACACUGCAGGAUGUAAAACUGACCUUGACCUAUCCUACUUCGGGUGUUGGCGCCGUGGUAAGCUACGUCCAGGUGGUAGUGAAUCAAAGCUCCAACCUGGGACAGGGCUAUGUAGUGGCAGGUGGUAUUGGUCAACGUUACAUUCAGAUUGUCAUUCAGGCAUUCCAAACCAGUUACUUUAAUUACAAUGCUCAGGUAUACGGCAUCUACUAAUGCCAUUAUUCUAACGUUAGGAUUAAGUGGUUACAGAAUAGGAGAAUAAAGACUGCUGUUUACGCCUGUCGCACAUUAUAAAAACA